Molecule: messenger RNA, 745 nt
Organism: Populus nigra (black poplar)
Lineage: Eukaryota; Viridiplantae; Streptophyta; Magnoliopsida; Malpighiales; Salicaceae
Exons: 4
Coding region: 125-628 (167 amino acids)
Source: RefSeq, a predicted model, not a curated record
UUCUUUCCUUACAUCGACCUCCAAACUCAACAAAAUAUUCCCUUUCUUUUCAUCUUUAUCCUCCUAUUCCAUUGUAUAAUAACCUCUCCAUCGAUGGAUCUACUCUUGUGUUCAAGUUUGCAAAAUGGGGAUGAUCAUGAGUUUCAUGGGAAAAGGGCUGCCCAUUCCUUCAACACAGAUGCCGACUUAUGUGAUGGGAUCACUCUAUAAGCAAUUUGUGGACAAAAAUAUCAAGACAUUCGAUGAAUUCCAUGUUGCUGUUCUUGAAAUCUUCAACACAUUCAACUCAUCAUUACCUGGUAAACAUUAUGAUGUGCCCUCAAGGAAGGAUGUAGAGGCUGGUUACAAUGAUUGGAGAGCAGCUCCAGAGUUAAAAAAGAAGGAAAUGUUUAUCAAUUUCAUGAAGGAAAAAUUGAACACUGGCAAGUUAGAUGACUCUACCUUUAUCAUUGGGCUAGCAACACCUCCAGCAGCCAUGGCUGCUAAAAGAGCAGGAGAGAAUGUGCCCCAGUUAGGGUUUAUCAAGGCCAUCCCUGAUGUCAUCUUUGUGCCAUCCGCAACGAUACUCGCCCUUGUCUCAGCCAAACUCACUAAAAGGAUGCUACAAGGAAGCCCUAUAGCAUCUUGAUGACUCCAUCAUCCUAAACAAAUAAUUAAUUCGAUUGAUGUAAUGCGCGCUAGCUCUACAAUAUUGUUGGCCAUUACUUGAAAAGUUUCAAAGAGUGAUUAUCAUUAACAUUAUUAA